UGGUGUUCUCCAAUUAGCCGACAUGUUCUUGUAUUCGUGUACAAGACGUGCCGCACACGACCAAUGCUCAAGAUAACAGAUCUUUUCAGUUCGCAUUAACCAGCCAUUGAUCAUAACGACUUUCUCACACACCACAUCAUGGGUAUAUGCUUAUCGUGUCUUCGUCCGAGCGAAGAGGAUGAUGAGUACAACGAGAGGUCUUCCUUAUUGCGAAGCCAGGAUUUCUAUUCCGAUGAGCACCUACAAGAAGAGCUUCUCAAGAAGCAACAGAGACAGCAGGAACUCAACAACAUUGUCAAUGAGUUAUCGGAAAACCUCAUCGACGUCAGCACGUUCAUGAGCAACAGCACCCUCCAAUCCUCAAGCACACCAAAUACCCCUAACAUCAAUGAAUACGGUGCAUCACAAGAUAAACAGUAUCCGUACUCCAUCUCACCCAAUGAACGGGCAAAGAUUCUUGAGGAGGUGGAAAAUUUAGAUCCGGCGGUGAAGGAGGCCUGUAAGGUUGAGGUGAAGGAUUCGUUGUACUUGACCUUUUAAGACAAAGGUUACGAAGGCAGGACUAAGUACAGUCAUGUAGAUUAAUGAACAGGCAAAGAGAUAUGUAGAUAAUGAAUGCUCAGGUAAACCGUACAGGUAUGUAGAAUGAAUGCUCAGGUAAACCGAACAGAUAUGUAGAAUGAAUUCUUCGGUAUAAACCCACAUAGAUUAAUGAAUAUAAUAAACUUGUACAGAAAAUAUACGAAGGAUAUAAAACCGUGAAGUUAAAAAUCUUAUUACUCACGUACAAACUCACUCAAAGAACUACACUUUAUUAAUAAUUUCCACCACCACACUCUCAACGCUAUCAGAUUCCUCCAGAUCCAUCUUCAAAGAAUGUCUCAGAUUGAUGGGAUGUUGCCAGAAAAUCUCAUCUACUCUCUCAAUGUCAAUACCUCUGGUCUCAACCCAGGUAUAAUAAACGAUAGGAAUAAACACCGCAUCGUAGGCAGCAUUAACAAUGUAGAACUUCCAGCCAAUCCCAUUCAUGGCGAAUGGCAACACAAACGAUGCAAUCAAACCCCAAGAUCCAUUGAAAAUUGCAAAAAGUGUCGUUCCUGCACUUCUCAUCUCGUAUGGAUACAACUCAGAAGGAUACAAAGUCGUCAAGGGCGUAUAGGUGAACGAGUAAAACCCACUAAAAAUGAACAUCAUCGCUAUGGCCCCAAAUGACCCGGAACGGUUAUCACCAUCUCC
Molecule: messenger RNA, 1236 nt
Organism: Yamadazyma tenuis ATCC 10573
Lineage: Eukaryota; Fungi; Ascomycota; Pichiomycetes; Serinales; Debaryomycetaceae
Source: RefSeq, a predicted model, not a curated record